AUUGAUUGCCUGUUAGUUCGUGUCUCUCAUCCUAUAGUAGACUAACUAUCGGUUCUCUCAACACAUCAUUCGUUGAAAUCAUUUGACAACAAAUCUCAUCAAAUAUUUUGGCAAAUAUUUGAUGUAAUCAUCAGUUUUGCAAUAAUUAUUGUCAACAAACAAAAUCUGUGACAACAUCUGAUCGGACAGUCUUAAGACGUCGUGUCGACCGCAGUGACCACUCGAUAUGUCCGACGGCUAUAACCAUUCGGUGGACACCAAUGUCGCCAAUAAUAGCGAAGCCCAACAAAUGCUCGACAACUUCUGGCACCGAGAGAUAGAUAACAUCAAGAACUUGGGUUUGAAUGACUUUAAGAAUCAGGAGUUGCCAUUAGCUCGGAUUAAGAAGAUUAUGAAAUUGGAUGAAGACGUUAAGAUGAUAUCAGCCGAAGCGCCCGUUCUGUUCGCAAAAGCCGCUGAAAUAUUUAUUACAGAAAUCUCAUUAAGAGCUUGGAUUCAUACAGAAGAUAAUAAAAGACGAACACUGCAGAGGAAUGACAUAGCGAUGGCCAUCACAAAGUACGAUCAGUUUGACUUUCUUAUUGAUAUCGUUCCCAGAGAUGAACUAAAACCAACCAAACGUCAAGACAACGAAACUCUCCGCUCAGCGGUCGCCACAACGCAAGUACCUCCAGAUCAGGUGCAGUACUACUUGCAAUUAGCACAACAACACAAUCAGGCUCUUCAACAUCAGGGCCAACCAACUCAACAAAUUCAGAUCUUACAGACCGGUACCGCACCUGGAGGUCAGCCACAAUUUACUGUAUCACCGCAAUUGGUCCAAGUGCAGAUGCCGACCAAUGCUAAUAAUGCUGGAGGUGAUGGACAGAACGUGACCGCAUCGGCAUCACCUCAAGUACUCCAAAUCUCUGCACCAAAUGCUUCAGCUAAUACACAACAGAAGGCAGGAAUUCAAUUCAUUCAACAGUUAGUUCAAACCAAUGGAGGAGAGCUGGUUCAACAACAGAUACCAAUUCAAUUAUCUGCUCAACAAAUUCAAGCAUUACUUCAGAGUCAAACAGGAGGUCAGGCGGGAACUAAUCAACCAAUUAUAUUGACUUCACCGUUACAACAGGCAGUUUCAUUGCCUCAAUACCAAAUUGCUACGAGUGGUGGCACUCAGUACCUCCAAACYGUUGUUUCGGGCGCAGCCACUAAUGUGACCACUGGUUUGACAGCACAUCAAACCGAUAUUAACUCAUCCCCACAAUUGGACGAAGAGUCCAACGAGACUUAACGCACUUUAUAUAUAUUUUUUAUUAUAAAUCUCACAAAACUGUUACCAAAUCAUUGACUCAUUUUUAAAU
Oppia nitens is the source of this 1346-nucleotide messenger RNA. Its product is annotated as nuclear transcription factor Y subunit gamma-like. The record is from RefSeq and is a predicted model, not a curated record. The coding region runs from base 227 to 1276 and encodes 349 amino acids. Gene Ontology annotation, biological process: regulation of DNA-templated transcription. The transcript is spliced from 3 exons. NCBI's taxonomy places the organism in Eukaryota, Metazoa, Arthropoda, Arachnida, Sarcoptiformes, Oppiidae. Gene Ontology annotation, molecular function: DNA-binding transcription activator activity, RNA polymerase II-specific; DNA binding; protein heterodimerization activity. Gene Ontology annotation, cellular component: nucleus; CCAAT-binding factor complex.